AUGCCGCCGCACAUGAUGGGCACGACGCAGAUACCCAGUUGGUCGCACGCCAGCCCGCACCCCGGGACGAAGGGGUCAUUGAUGCACUCGAAGCUCGCCGGGCACGGCUUCGGCGUCGCCCGGAGCCCGCCGCAGGCCUCGUACGAGUUGGUCUUGGCCGGCCGCAGCGAGAUUGUGCGCGUGACGGCGGGGCGCGACGUCACUGUGGAAGGGAGCGCCGACGAUGCGGACGACGUAGAGGAUACCGACGGCGCUGAAGUCGCUGAGGAUUCUGAAGACGUUGGAGAUGCCGGGGAAGCUGAAGACGAAGGGGACGAAGAGGCCGGCUGCGUGAUGGAGAUGAGCGUCGUCGGUACGGUGUCAGGGAUUGAGAGAAAGGACGUGACGGCAGGUUCUGCAGAGGUCGCGGCGGCGAGGGUCGACGCGCCGAGGACGGCGAGAAUACUAGAGACGAGCAUUGCGAACUGCUGGUUCUUGACUCUGGCGGAUCCUGGUUCCUGGAGUAUGAAUCCUAGGUGA
Colletotrichum higginsianum IMI 349063 is the source of this 519-nucleotide messenger RNA. RefSeq lists its product as uncharacterized. The transcript has a single exon. NCBI's taxonomy places the organism in Eukaryota, Fungi, Ascomycota, Sordariomycetes, Glomerellales, Glomerellaceae. The record is from RefSeq and is a predicted model, not a curated record. The coding region runs from base 1 to 519 and encodes 172 amino acids.